Molecule: messenger RNA, 1861 nt
Organism: Scaptodrosophila lebanonensis
Lineage: Eukaryota; Metazoa; Arthropoda; Insecta; Diptera; Drosophilidae
Gene: Wnt4
Product: protein Wnt-4
Exons: 6
Coding region: 1-1521 (506 amino acids)
Biological process (GO): neuron differentiation; canonical Wnt signaling pathway; multicellular organism development
Cellular component (GO): extracellular region
Molecular function (GO): frizzled binding; cytokine activity
Source: RefSeq, a predicted model, not a curated record
AUGAAAAUCGUGUUGUUGUUGCUGCUCAGUCUCAGCUACAAUCUGCAUCAAUUGGCAGCCGAUGAGCUGCUGCCCAAUCUAGGCGGCGGCAGUUUGGCAUCAUCGGGCACUCUGGAGAGCAGCCAAGUCCUCGGUCACACGCUGCUCAAUACGUUGCUCAAUGGUGGCGGCAAUGUUGGCGGCCUUGGAGGCAGCCCCAUGGGCGGAGUUGGAGUUGGCACAGCAAUGAACACACUGGGCGGUCUGGGCGGCAACUUGGGCGGUGGUUCGGGCACCGGCACAGUCCCUGUUGCUGCGCCCCCAAACCCCAACCCAAUGGUGGGCUCCAUGCACGGACAUGGACACGGCCAUGGACAUGGACACGCCUUGGCCGGCCUGGCCAAUCUGGGCAUCAUUGUGCCGGGCAGCAAAGGCUUGCCGGGCAUGCUGCAGGGAGCGACUGGCGGCCACGGCUAUGGCGGCACCAUGCUCAGUGGCAGCCCUGGCAUUGGCGCUGGAGUAGGCGGCGGAGGCAUUGGAGGCGGCACCGAUAUGCAGCACCCUUACUAUAACGAACACUUUCUCUCCGAACACACUGUUAUGGCCGUUUUCACGUCUCAGGGCCAGGUGGGUGGUCCCUGCAAAUACAUGCCCGCCACUCGCCGCCAGAACCAUCAAUGCCGCAAGGAGAACGGACUGCCGGGCACCUUGGCCGAGGCCCGUCGCCUGGCCACCACACACUGUGAGGAUCAAUUUCGCUACGAUCGCUGGAACUGCUCGAUUGAGACGCGCGGCAAGCGCAACAUCUUCAAGAAACUCUACAAGGAGACGGCCUUCGUGCAUGCCCUGACUGCCGCGGCCCUCACCCAUUCGGUGGCGCGCGCCUGCGCCGAAGGACGCAUGACCAAGUGUGUGUGUGGCACCCGCAAACAGAAUCGUGUCGAUCAGGACUUCCAGUGGGGCGGCUGCAACGACAAUCUGAAGCAUGGCAAGCGUGUGACGCGCAGUUUUCUCGAAUUGCGUGGCGGCGAAAAUGAUGAAAUGACUGAGAUAUUGCAACAUGACUCCGAGGUUGGCAUCGAGGCCGUUUCCACGCUAAUGAAGGAUAAAUGCAAAUGCCAUGGCGUCUCUGGUUCGUGCUCUCUGAAGACCUGCUGGAAGAAGUUGGCCGAUUUCAAUGCCACGGCCACACUGUUGCGUCAGAAAUACAAUCAGGCCAUACGCAAGGCGCCCAAUCAGCGAACCAUGAGGCAGGCGCCCUCAAGUCGCAUGAAAAAGCCGAAGCAGCGACGCAAGAAACAACAGCAGUCGCAGUACACGACUCUCUACUAUUUGGAGACCUCGCCCACCUACUGUUCGGUCACCAAGGAUCGCCAGUGUCUGCAUCCGGACAAUUGCGCGAAUCUCUGCUGUGGGCGUGGCUACACCACUCGCGUCUUCAAGCAGGUGGAGAAAUGCCGCUGCCGCUUCAAUAACGGACGCUGCUGUCAGCUGAUCUGCGAUUAUUGUCAACGCUAUGAGGACAAAUACUAUUGUAAAUAGAUGGCCCAUUCACAAUAACAACACACACACACAGACUCACACACACACAUACACAGCUACUCUCCCACGCUCUCUAUCUCUCUCUCUCUCUCACACACACAUACAAAGCUCUUUGUAAUUUGUAACUGUAAUUUGUAAUUUGAUGGCAUUUUUUCAUUCCUAACUGCAAAUUUAUUGACAUAAACAAUGCACAUACUCGUACAUACAUACAUACAUAUAUACACACAUAUAUGCAUCAAGUUAGCUGCCGGGCCAGGCACUUUUUACAUGACAACAACAACAACAACAACAACGUAAUGAACAACAACCAUGGAAAAAAAUCACACAAAAAAAUGGCAAA